This is a messenger RNA of Lagenorhynchus albirostris (white-beaked dolphin), 625 nucleotides long. Its product is annotated as adenylate kinase 2, mitochondrial-like. Gene Ontology annotation, molecular function: AMP kinase activity; ATP binding. Lineage: Eukaryota; Metazoa; Chordata; Mammalia; Artiodactyla; Delphinidae. The record is from RefSeq and is a predicted model, not a curated record. The coding region runs from base 71 to 625 and encodes 184 amino acids. Gene Ontology annotation, biological process: nucleobase-containing compound metabolic process. Gene Ontology annotation, cellular component: mitochondrion; cytoplasm. The transcript has a single exon.
AGCCAGCAAGGGUACCCAGGCACCCAAGUUGACUGAAAACUUCUGUGUCUGCCAUUUGGCUACGGGGGACAUGCUGAGGGCCAUGGUGGCUUCUGGCUCAGAGCUGGGAAAAAAGCUGAAGGCAACUACGGAUGCUGGGAAACUGGUGAGCGAUGAAAUGGUCGUGGAGCUCAUUGAGAAGAAUUUGGAGACGCCUCCACGCAAAAGUGGUUUUCUUCUAGAUGGCUUCCCUCGGACUGUGAGGCAGGCAGAAAUGCUUGAUGACCUCAUGGAGAAGAGGAAAGAGAAGCUUGAUUCUGUGAUUGAAUUCAGCAUCCCAGACUCUCUGCUGAUUCGGAGAAUCACAGGAAGACUGAUUCACCCCGAGAGUGGCCGUGCCUACCACGAGGAGUUCAACCCCCCAAAGGAGCCCAUGAAAGACGAUAUCACCGGGGAACCCUUGGUCCGCCAAUCAGAUGACAAUGAGAAGGCCUUGAAAAUCCACCUGGAGACCUAUCACACCCAGACUGCCCCGCUGGUGGAGUACGACAGUAAACGGGGGAUCCACUCUGCCAUCGACGCAUCCCAGACCCCUGGCGUUGUGUCUGCAAGCAUCCUAGCAGCCUUCUCCAAAGCCACGUCCUAG